AUGGCUGAAAACGUUUGCGACCAUAUGAACGAGCUUUUCUUUGGAACCUCUACGGAUGUUGAAGAUUUUCGUCCGGUUCUUGUCGCUAAUUGUGUCUUCAACAGCUUUUUGUCUUAUACAACCAUCAUUUUGAACAUCGUUACUAUCCAUGCGAUAAGGAAAACCACGUUUUUGCCAAAACCUUUGAGAACAUUAUUACUGAGCCUGGCUGCCUCCGAUGUUGGUGUUGGUUUGUUGGUCCAACCGCUUUACAUUUCUACUUUGGUCAGCCGGUUAAAUCAAAAACGUAUCGACUGCAUAUCCUACAAGAAAUUGUUGGCCGUUAUCAAUUUCUUUUGUAUAUCCUCGCUCUUGAAUGUUGUAACCAUAAGUGUGGACAGGUUCUUAGCUGUUCAGCUUCAUCUCAGAUAUCAAGAGCUUGUGAUUCACAAGCGCGUCAUUGUAGCGGUGAUAUCACUAUGGCUGUUUAGCGCAGUUAUUUGUUCUGAUCUCUUUUGGGCUCCAUUGGAUAUCAUUUAUCAAGUCAUAAGGUUGGUGAUUAUGACUGUUUGCUUCAUUCUGGUAGUAAUUGUCUACUGGAGGAUUUAUACAGUCUUAAAGCGACACAAAAAGCAGAUUCAAGACCUUCAAGUUGAAGAAGCAGAACAGGGAGUUCAAAAUGGCGACUUAUCAAACUUUUUGAAGCUUCGCAAGUCAGCUCUUGGAACAUUCUGCGUAUUUAUUGUGUUUUUGCUUUGUUAUUUGCCUUUCUAUAUUCUUUUGUUUUUGUUUCUGGCUCGUCCUUCAAGUUUAACCGCUUUACCCGAAGCUUGGCACUAUACAGUGACUUUGGUUUUCCUCAACUCGUAUUUGAACCCUGUUAUAUACUGCUGGAAGAUGGAACCCAUUCGUCGCACUCUUAUGGACAUAAUGCGAGGCAUCGUCAAUCGUUUCAGAGAAUAA
Messenger RNA from Pocillopora meandrina, 942 nucleotides. Lineage: Eukaryota; Metazoa; Cnidaria; Anthozoa; Scleractinia; Pocilloporidae. The record is from the annotation of a GenBank genome assembly.